Messenger RNA from Oreochromis niloticus (Nile tilapia), 2412 nucleotides. It is a transcript of the gene crx, whose product is annotated as cone-rod homeobox. Gene Ontology annotation, cellular component: nucleus. The record is from RefSeq and is a predicted model, not a curated record. Gene Ontology annotation, biological process: regulation of transcription by RNA polymerase II; multicellular organism development. NCBI's taxonomy places the organism in Eukaryota, Metazoa, Chordata, Actinopteri, Cichliformes, Cichlidae. The transcript has 3 exons. Gene Ontology annotation, molecular function: DNA-binding transcription factor activity, RNA polymerase II-specific; RNA polymerase II cis-regulatory region sequence-specific DNA binding. Bases 396 to 1283 code for a protein of 295 amino acids.
UGCUCCCUCUAAUUAGCAGUGUGCGCCGGUAAAGAAACUCAGUGGAGCGACCUCACCAAGGCGCAAAGGCAUCCGAAGGCCACUUCACCUGUGUGAUGACUUUGACUGUGUGAAGUUGGACAGAGAGUCGGUCCGGAUGCUCGCUGCUCUGCGGUGAGCUGCCCAGCUUAGCUGACAGUCGAUUACAGCUGAAAGAGCAGUUUAAGAAAGAAGGAAAGAGAAAGAAGCACUUUGACGCUUGUUUUGUGAACUCCUGCGCGCCCCGCUUGUCCGUUCAGCGCCUGGCCUCGGACACACCGACUUGUUGCCCCGGCUGAGCUCUGAGGGGGCCACGGCUGCUGUGUUGCGUGUCCGACCUACAAGUCAGCGACAGGACUUAAAAGGCUGCUGUAAGGAUGAUGUCCUACAUAAAGCAACCCCAUUACACCAUGAACGGGUUAAACGUGCCUGCCCCUGGAAUGGAUGUGCUUCACACAACCGUCGCUUAUCCACCCACUCCCCGGAAGCAGCGCAGGGAGCGCACCACCUUCACCCGCACACAGCUGGACAUCCUGGAGGCGCUCUUCUCAAAGACCCGCUACCCAGACAUCUUCAUGAGAGAGGAAGUGGCCCUCAAGAUCAACCUGCCUGAGUCACGUGUCCAGGUUUGGUUUAAAAACCGCCGUGCCAAGUGCCGCCAGCAGCAGCAGCAGAGCAGCGGCCAGUCCAAGCCCCGGCCUCCCAAAAAGAAGGCCUCGCCAGCGCAGGAGCCUAGCAUUCCUGAUCCCGUUCCUAACCCAUCUGGCUCAUUCAGCCCCUCCUCAGCCCAGUCGGGCCCCAGCCUGGCCCCGAGCUCCAGCACUGGAAACACUGCUGUGUCCAUCUGGAGCCCAGCCAUCUCACCCCUGCCAGACCCCUUGGCCUCCUCCUCGGCACCCUGCAUGCAGCGGCCCUCACCUUACCCUAUGAGCUAUGGCCAGCCGUCAGCCUACACCCAGGGCUAUGCCAGCACAACCUCCUACUUCACUGGCCUGGACUGCAGCGCCUAUCUGUCCCCCAUGCAUUCACAGUUGUCAGGCACCGGAGGUGCUCUCAGCCCCAUUGCUGUGCCCUCUAUGGGGGGCUCCCUAAGCCAGUCCCCAGCAUCUCUGUCUUCACAGGGCUACAGCACUGCCUCUUCCCUGGGCUUCACCUCUGUCGACUGCCUGGACUACAAGGACCAGCAGGCCUGGAAGCUGGGCUUCACCACAAUGGAUUGCCUGGAUCACAAGGACCAAAACUCCUGGAAGUUCCAGGUUCUCUAGAAAGGGUGUCAACAUGCCACGUGCAUCAGUGAAUCCCAUGUAAGAUAGGGCAAAGCAGUUCUCAGUUUGUCAUUUGUAAGAUUAUCUGUAGGAAAUGCAUUUGAUUUAAAAGGUUUGGAGAUGAACAAAUGAAUGACUGUCAUCGAUGCUGCCUGACUGCAAAUCAUGUCUGUUUUCUUCUUCAUGUUAUCUUAAAUAAGAGAACAAACGCCUUUAAACAGUUUGAAGGAAAAGACUGGAGAAACAACACAAGCUAUCUCUUUCUCUCGCGCACACACACACAGACACACACACACACACACACACACACACACACUUUUUUGUGUUCCGUUUGCAUAGAGUGAAAGGAGAGCUUUUUGUCCUGGAGGAGCUCCUGUAGGUCCUCCUUCAGGGUUACUUUAUUUUGAGCUAUUUAUUAUUAUUAAUAUUAUUAUUUGAAGUUCCAUUUGAAUAUCUAAUUUGACUGCAUUUAGAUCUUUUUUAGCUUUCGUGUUAAGUAUUAUAGUGUUCACCUUUAGUGUCAUCAUCUUGAUCUGUUUGAUGGAGAAAAAAAUAGAUUUUCUGUUUUAAAUGUGACACAUUAAAGUGAUCUAUUCUUUACAUGUUUGUGCACUGAUGAUCAAUGGGAUGAAUUCCAGUUUGAAAGUGUAGCUUUAGAGGAUUUGGAAGACCCAGUUAGGGGUCAGUGUGAAGUGGAGUUUGGAUGUAAAGUGGCCAUGUUGUAGCAGUGGGCUCUGGAGCUGCCAUGUUUGUCAUAAGGCCUGCAUGGCUCUCACUGUUCCAUCUUGGUUAUUUUAGCUUAUCUGAUUCUGGGAGUGUUCCAAUCCUCUUAGAAUCCCUUCAGCAAUGCCCUAAGUGAAUUAGUUAGGAUUAUUGCCCUCCCUCCCUCUGUCUGUCACCUACCUCAGCCUCUUCUUCCACUUCCAUUCCCCUCUUUUUCCUGUUUCCCUCCAUCUUUUCUGUCUAUUCUCUCCCAUCAGCUUUGCAGUAUUACGUUUUCCUCCACCUCUGGCUGUUUUCUCUCUUAAAGCCUUUUCAGUUUAGGUGUAUCUCUGUUGUCAUGCACAUCUCCCCAAAACAGCUGUCUCACUGACACCAGUGCAGUUUAAUAAAGUGCUUUUUGCUUACA